CUUUUUUGUGCUUCCGUAUCUGCAUGUAAUACAUCUGACGAGGGCUGGAGGUGGUCCUCUGCUCUCCUUUAUUCAUGUGUGAGAUGUAGAUACAAGCCCUGCCAAAAAGUGAAGGAGAAAUGUUUAAAUGGGUUCAAAUUCUACGCGAGUAAAAAUGGUGACACAGUGCAGUCUGACAAUGAAUGUGCAAGUGGUGUUAAUUGUGCAGAGGGUUGAGUGUGUGUGUGUGUGGGGGUUUAAGGAUGUGAGAACGAGGGGUGUUUGACUUAGUGGGAAAAUGGAGUGCGUGUGUGUGUGUGCAUGUGCUGCUGGGGGAGGGAGUGAUUAUGGUGUGUGCCUGCCUCACUGAACCCCUCUGGCAGAGAGAGAGAGAGAGAGAGAGAGGCAGAGAGAGAGAGAGAGAGACAGAGAGCCCAGCAGAGAGGAGGCGGGUCGCGUGUGCGCUCUUGUGAGUGUAUGAGCAGAGGAUGUUAAACCCUCUGGAAUGAAGAGGACGACUGAUCAGAGAGAGCAGCUCAAAAAUGGAACCGCGGCGAGAUGGCGUGAAGAGGACCAGCGCUGCGCCGGCUGUGGAUUGGACGGAUUCAGAAGCGAAAGCUUGUUAGGUUCAGAUGUUUGAGGAUUGAGAAGAAGCCUCGGCAUCUGUUCUGUGUGUCGGCAAGUUUAAACUAGAACUACACAGACCCUCCGAGGAUCUGAACCCGCCAUCUGGAGCUCAAAUCCUCACCGCUUUUGUUUUUUUUGGGGGGGGGACAAAGGUUAAGGAAAGGUUUGUGCGAGGAGGGGGGGGGGGCGAAGACACGAUGAUGGCGUUCCGUGUGAGCCGCUGAGACUCUCUGACCUCAGCGCCUCUGCUCCACCGCUGGAGAUCAGAGAGGUCACCGGCUGAGCAGACCGACACAAGCAUCCAGCCAUGCUGUGUGGUCUGAGGAGAGACACCAGGAACAGCAUUGAUGAGGGGCCGUACUCCAAGGGGAGCAAGGAGGCCGGGGGAGCUGACCAAUCGCAUUCGUCCUACAGGCGCAGCUUCUCAGCUGAGGAGCACCGAGGAGUGACCACGGUGGACCUGAUGAAGAGGGAAGGCAGCAGCCUCGGCCUCACCAUCUCCGGGGGCUCCGACAAGGACGGAAAGCCCCGAGUGUCCAACCUGCGGCCCGGCGGGCUGGCUGCCAGGAGUGACCAGCUGAACGUAGGAGACUACAUCAAGUCGGUGAACGGCAUCAACCUGUCGAAGCUCCGCCACGAUGAGAUCAUCAGCCUGCUGAAGAACAUCGGGGAGCGGGUGGUGCUGGAGGUGGAGUAUGAGUUGCCCCCAUUCGUCCAGAACCCCUCAGGCCUCUCCACCAAAACCAUCGAGGUGUGUUUACACAAGGAGGGAAACAGCUUCGGCUUCGUCAUGAGAGGAGGUUUCCACGAGGACUGGCGCAGGUCUCGUCCUCUGGUGGUGACGUACGUCCGGCCCGGAGGUCCGGCCGACAGAGAGGGAACCCUGAGGGCCGGAGACCGCGUGCUCAGCGUCGACGGGAUGCCUUUCAACAGGGAGAAGCACGCCGACGCUCUGACCGUGCUGAUGCAGAGCGGCCAGGAGGCUCUGUUCCUGAUCGAGUACGACGUCUCUGUCAUGGACGCGGUGCAGCAGGCCUCGGGCCCCCUGCUGGUGGAGAUAGCGAAGGGCCCCUCGGCCGCCUUGGGGAUCAUCCUCACCACGGCAACGUACCGCAGCAAGCAAGUCAUCAUCAUCGACAAGAUCAAACCAGCCAGCGUGGUGGAAAGAUGUGGCGCUCUGCACGCGGGCGACAUCCUGCUGUCGAUCGACGGGACCAGCGCGGAGCACUGCUCCCUGAUGGAGGCCACGCAGCUGCUCGCCAGCACCUGCGACCUCGUGAGGCUGGAGAUCCUGCCGGCCAGUCAGGGCAGACUUCCUGUCAGGCCGCAAGACACGGUCAAGGUGCAGAAGAGCAACCAUCACCACUGGGACCAGAGCACCAACUACUGCCCCCCCCCACAUGGCGGCCACGGCAAGACAUGGAGCAGCCCGAGCCACCCACACAACCAGCAGGACCACUGCAAGCCGGCGGCGGCGAGCGGGGGCUUCUCUCCCUCCUCCACGGCCACCUCGGGCUUCAGCAGCCAGGGGAGCAGCACGCUGCCGUGCCCCGUCCCCCCCGUGGCCCCCACCAGCCCGCGGGGCUCCACGGCCAAGAGGAGGAACAAGAAGAAGGACCACAAGAGCUCACUGUCUCUGGUGUCCAGCUCAGUCGGCCCGGGGGGGCAGGUCUUCCACGUGGAGACGAGCGAGGUCUUCCUGAGGGGGGAUCCGCUCACGGGCUUCGGGAUCCAGCUGCAGGGGGGCGUCUUCGCCACGGAGAGCCUGUCCGCUCCCCCGGUCAUCCGCUUCAUCGAGCCCGACAGCCCGGCCGAGAGCUGCGGGGUGCUGCAGGUUGGGGACAGACUUUUGUCCAUCAAUGGGAUCCCCACUGAAGACGGCACUCUGGAAGAAGCCCACCAGCUGCUCAGAGACUCCGCUCUGGCCCACAAGGUCACAGUGGAGAUUGAGUUUGACGUUGCAGAGUCUGUGGUUCCCAGCAGCGGCACCUUCCACGUGAAACUCCCCAAGAGGAGAGAGGUGGAGCUGGGCAUCACCAUCAGCGCAAGUAAGAAACCCGGCAAGCCGCUCAUCAUCUCUGACAUCCGCAAAGGAAGCAUAGCUCACAGAACAGGCACUCUGGAGCCCGGGGACCGGCUGCUGGCCAUCGACAGCGUGCGCCUGGAGAACUGCUCCAUGGAGGACGCCAUGCACUUCCUGCAGCAGGCCGAGGACAUGGUCAAACUCCGGAUCCAGAAAGACGAGGACAACAUCGACGAGCUGGAGAUGUCGGGCUCCAUUAUCUACACGGUGGAGCUGAAGCGGUACAACGGACCUCUGGGCAUCACCAUCUCCGGCACGGAGGAGCCCUUUGACCCCAUCGUCAUUUCUGGCCUCACCAGGAAAGGCCUCGCAGAGAGGACCGGGGCCAUCCACGUAGGGGACCGAGUCCUGGCCAUCAACGGGGUCAGUCUGAAAGGAAAGCCGCUGAGCGAGGCCAUCCACCUGCUGCAGGUGGCCGGGGAGUCCGUCACCCUCAAGAUAAAGAAACGAGCCGACCAGUUGGACGGCCGGCGGCCCGCGGACCGAGGGGGGGGCUUUGCGAGCGACCUGGACGACAACGACCUCCUCCUCGCCGACUCGCGCAAGACCAGCAAGCCCUUGGGGGCGUACUCGGCCGCCGUGCCCAGCGUCGACUCCGCCGUGAGCUCCUGGGACAGCUCGGGGUUCGACGCGGGCUACCUCAGCCAAGGUGAGGCCCGCCGCGCGGCGCCGCCCUCCGCGAGCGACCCGUUUCCCGCCUCGCCUCCGGUGAGGUCGGUGUGUUUCCGUGGUUCCUCAGGGGCGUACCUCCACAAAGCGUCGGAGGCGCUGCUCAACCCGACGGACUGGCGCCGCGCCGAUCCCAGGGGCCAAGCCGGCGCCGCGGGUCUGGUCCACCGGGCGGCGCUGUACGACGGGAGGAUGAGCGAGGACGAGUGGGACAAGAUACCCGGAUCCGUCAGCCCUCCUCGUUGCCAUGGCAGCCUGAACCAGGAAGACAGCUUCUGGUCCCAGGCUCUGCAGGACCUCGAGACCUGCGGCCAGUCGGAGAUUCUCAGGGAGCUGGAGGCGUCCAUGACUGGUAGCGCUCUCAGUCUGUACCUCGAGGAAACCAACACCAACGACGACUCCAUGUUUCAGCCCGAGAUCAGUCCCGUCAAGAGGGAGGGCCUCAACGGCAACCUCAACCCGUCGACCCGAGGCGGAGACGCGCCGUCCCGGGGACGAGGGGACACCUCCGACGCGUCGUCCCCCACUGCUCUGGCCUUGCACAAGGUGACGAUGAGGAAGGACGUGGAGAGCCGUGACUUUGGGUUCAGUGUGUCCGAUGGGCUGCUGGAGAAAGGUGUUUACGUCAACAUGAUCCGCCCCGAGGGCCCCGCAGACCAGGGGGGGUUAAAACCCUUCGACCGGAUUCUGCAGGUGAACCGGGUCCGGACCAGGGACCUAGACUGCUGUCUCACGGUGCCGCUGAUCAUUGAGGCGGGCCACGUCCUGGACUUGGUCAUCAGCAGGAACCCUCUGGCGGCGGCCGACUACUGCGACGGCCACUUGAACUCACUGUUCUGCUUCCCGGAGCACAGGACCAACGGCGUCGCCCUGUAACCCUUCCCCCCCCAGCACACACACACACACACACACACACACUGGUUACGUUUGACAUGGUGACUGUCUGACAAGCCAUCACGCUCACGGCGAGCAUCCUCUCCGAAACGCCCACGAAGCUACAGAAGUGCACGUUGCUCGCUGCUUCCCGGUUUUAGUCACUGUGUUCACAUGAGUCCCCCCCCCCCCCCCCACUUCACUGCCGCCACUCUUUCCUCUCCAGGCAGGGCCACAUGCAGGGUUAUAUAACAAGGGGAGUCAUAGCUUCUGCCUGAGCCAGGAUGUCAAUGCCUCAGAGUCCAAUGCUGCACACACACACACACACACACACACUCACACUGUGCACAAAUCUGUACCAUAUUUUUGUUUCAAUGAGUUUGAUGCUCAUUGUGGAAAGAACAUGUUGUUUUUUUACACACAUAAAAUUGGACAUGCAAUUCUUGAAUGAAACACACACACACACGUAUGUGCACACAGGCUGCUGGUAGGCUCGAGGUCCCGGAGCUUUGUGCAUAUUCCCGUUAUUACAGUGCGAUGAGCUGCAUUCCUUCACCUCUGAAGACCACGAGUCGUUGUGGAGAGACACUUUCCCCUUUUCUGUUUUAAAGUGGGCAACCCUUGACGGGUCAGUAGUUUGUUGAUCGUUCCAGAGAGACUCCGGAGGUAUGUUGUAUUUUCACUUUGUUUUGUUUUUCACUUUUUCUUACACUCCAUUUGCACAUGACGCACAGUUUUAUCUAUUUUUUGGUCACAGUUCGUAUCUCACUCCCCCCCCCCCCCUGUGUCACUGUUUUUAUCUGCAUCACACCGGAAUGACUUAUGGUUGUUAAGUGAAUUGCAUCCUCACCCAAAGGAUGAAAUGCCUUUUGUAAUGUUCGCUGUGAACGGUGUUGUUUUCGCUGUCUGGGCCGAUGUUUUCUCUCUGGAGUAUUUUCCCCUCUGACAUCAAGUAGCGUGCUUGGUUCUUCCUUAUAACUAAACCGAACCGGGAGUAGUCUUAUGUUUUGCUCCAAAAUGAUCUUUUGAGUGCCAUUUUUUUUUUCUCCAUGUGUUUUUAUGACUGUUUUGUGAAUCAAAGCUGUCCUGCUGAUCCAGCGGCCUGAGACAGAUGCUUCCUCUGUCCUCGUUAGAGCAGACUGAUUCAUCCUUGGGGCCAGUGACCUUUUUUGUCUUUAAAAUGUCAUGUUGGAAAAGAGGCCUAUUUUAAGGCUUUUUUAAAUAAAUAAAUAUAUAUAUAUAUAUAUAUAUAUAUAUAUAUAUAUAUAUAUAUAUAUAUAUAUAUAUAUAUAUAUAUAUAUAUACACACUGUCUUUAUCUAGCUGUAUCAUGGAUCUGCAGUGAUUAUUUUUUUUUUAAUUUACAAUAAAGGCACAUUUAGGGUCAUAUCUUGUGUAAGCUGUGUGAUACUGAAUGUGGCCGCACAUUGUUUGGUUAAUUUCCACAUUCUUGGUAAAUGUCAGGAAUUCUUCAUUAUUUAUUGGAAACAUUUUAUUUUUGUUAUUUAAUUUAUUAUACAUUAAAUGUAUUUCUUAUGAGAAUAAAGUUCAUGAAACCAUA
Molecule: messenger RNA, 5791 nt
Organism: Pungitius pungitius (ninespine stickleback)
Lineage: Eukaryota; Metazoa; Chordata; Actinopteri; Perciformes; Gasterosteidae
Product: glutamate receptor-interacting protein 2-like
Exons: 23
Coding region: 914-4234 (1106 amino acids)
Biological process (GO): neurotransmitter receptor transport, endosome to postsynaptic membrane
Molecular function (GO): protein binding
Source: RefSeq, a predicted model, not a curated record